AUGAAGUUCUCCCUCUUCCUCGCUGCCGCCGCCGCCGGCCUCGCCUCCGCCGCCCCGGGCACUCCCCUCAAGCAGCGCGACUACUCCCCGGUCACCCCCCGCUCCGACCGCCGCGCCCGCUUCAGCUCCAAGCCCAUCAACCGCACCUCCACCGCCCCCGCCGACGUCGUCUCCCUCGACGCCGUCACCGGCGACAAGAACGUCGAGUACUCCUCCAACUGGGGCGGCGCCGUCAAGAUUGGCACCGGCUACAACCACGUCACCGGCACCAUUGUCGUCCCCGAGGUCAGCGGCUCCUCCGGCGCCGCCGCCUCCGCCUGGGUCGGCAUCGACGGCGACACCUGCCAGACCGCCAUCCUCCAGACCGGCGUCUCCUUCUACGCCGACGGCACCUUCGACGCCUGGUACGAGUGGAUCCCCGACUACGCCUACAGCUUCAGCGGCUUCAGCGUCAGCGUCGGCGACUCCAUCCGCAUGACCGUCGACGCCACCUCCAAGACCAAGGGCACCGCCAAGCUCGAGAACCUGACCACCGGCAAGACCGUCACCCACACCUUCUCCAGCACCCCCUCCACCCUCUGCGAGACCAACGCCGAGUGGAUCGUCGAGGCCUUCCAGGAGAACGGCAGCCAGGUCACCCUCGCCGACUUUGGCACCGUCAAGUUCACCGCCGCCGCUGCCUCCGGCACCUCCGGCUCCACCACCCCCGCCGGCGCCACCAUCAUCGACAUCUCCGAGGAUGGCGGCAACACCGUCCUUGCCAAGGCCUCCGUCAGCGGCAGCACCGUCACUGUCUCCUACUCCGGUUAA
Molecule: messenger RNA, 810 nt
Organism: Colletotrichum siamense
Lineage: Eukaryota; Fungi; Ascomycota; Sordariomycetes; Glomerellales; Glomerellaceae
Gene: PRTA
Product: Aspergillopepsin-2
Exons: 1
Coding region: 1-810 (269 amino acids)
Biological process (GO): proteolysis
Molecular function (GO): glutamic-type endopeptidase activity
Source: RefSeq, a predicted model, not a curated record